UUCUUUUCUUUGUUUGAAUCAGAUUGGAAAGAUCGCAGAGAAGUUAGAUUUUCCAAGGAAAGGUUGUCGUAUCCUGCACUUUACAGCCUUAUUCACUUUUUCUAUUCAGACAGACUAGAGAUCUCUGAAGAGGACAUGGAAGAUCUUGUUAGGAUCUGCAAAGUCUGCAAAUGGGAGUCAUUGGAAACAACUCUUGAGAACGAAUUGAUCCAUCAAAAGUACGCGGAGUACAAAUCAUUGAGGGAUGCAGAUAACUCUCAAAAGCGAUUCAUCUUACAGGGUUUGUCCCUUCCUGAGGAGGAUCGCCUUCCUGCUGCUAUGAAUUGGAUUCUUCAGAUUUGCCUUGCCAAUUCUUCCUCGGAGCACAACAUGCAGAAUGGUGUUCAUAAUUUAGUUGCUUCUAUUGGUGCAUUGAAGAUAAAUGAUUUUGUCGACGAUCUUGCAGAUGUUUGCGUUAGAGUUGAUAAAAAGAUUUUUCGUUGCCAUCAGGUGGUUUUAGCAUCGAGGUCAGAAUAUUUUAGAGCAAGAUUAUCCCAUAUGAGGGAUGUACAGGAUGAGAAAGAUAUGUUGCCUGCAGCCACACUUCGAUGUAUUGAAGAACAUGACUUAAGCAUGGAGAUUUUUGAGAAAAUGAUUGAAUAUAUAUACACAGAUAGUUUAAAGGAAGUAGAUCCGGAUGAGGCAGAGGAAAUGUUUGGUGCUGCUUCUAGAUAUCUAUUUUUCCCUCUGAAGCGUGCUGUGGCUGAUGUAUUGUUGCCACACCUGGAAAUGGCCUCGCCAGCUGAAUUGUGCCAGUGGUUGAUGCUAUCAGACAUGUAUGGAGUUCUGAAGAUGCGAGAGUAUUGUCUAGAUACAAUGGCUUGUAACUUUGAGACAUUUGCGGACACUCGUGAGUUCCGAGCAAUGUUAUUGACUUUGCCACCUCCCUCUAGGGAUUCUUCGCUUCGAACCACUGUUCCAAGUGCUCCUGGAGCUGUGGCAAAUACUGACCAAGCCAAUCUGCUAGAUGACCUACGUGAGAAGUGGCUUGAAGCUGAAGCUGCUGAACUAGACAAGAGAGAUGAGAGUGCAUUGCUCUUUGAUAAGCGCCUUGAAAUGCUCAUGCUUGUGGCUGAACAGGAAAAGUCUGAAACUUUAAGCGACGAUGAUGAUCAUGGUUAUGUUGCAUAAUGAAGAUCCUCCUUUCUCCUCUUACAUUAAACAAAUAGAAAACUGAAAUGUAGAUUGUAAUCAUUUUUUCUAUGAUAUAAAUAAAAGACGUCGGAUAGUGUGGAAAUUUUGUAACUGGAGUGAUAUUUUAGUUCUUGUUUUUAUUUGCA
Syzygium oleosum is the source of this 1319-nucleotide messenger RNA. Its product is annotated as BTB/POZ domain-containing protein At2g04740-like. The record is from RefSeq and is a predicted model, not a curated record. The transcript is spliced from 4 exons. The annotation marks the transcript as partial. Gene Ontology annotation, molecular function: protein binding. Gene Ontology annotation, cellular component: ubiquitin ligase complex; cytoplasm. NCBI's taxonomy places the organism in Eukaryota, Viridiplantae, Streptophyta, Magnoliopsida, Myrtales, Myrtaceae.